Molecule: messenger RNA, 174 nt
Organism: Volvox carteri f. nagariensis
Lineage: Eukaryota; Viridiplantae; Chlorophyta; Chlorophyceae; Chlamydomonadales; Volvocaceae
Exons: 1
Coding region: 1-174 (57 amino acids)
Source: RefSeq, a predicted model, not a curated record
AUGAAACACAUGUGCAUAUGUGCAUAUGAAGCAUACGUGCAAAUGUGCAUAUGUGCAUAUGUGCAUCUGAAGCAUAUGUGCAUAUGUGCAUAUGAAGCAUAUGAAGCAUAUGAAGCUGCACAUCGCAUGUGGCAUAUGCUUGCAUAUGAAGCAUUUGCGCGCAUGUGCAUAUGA